Messenger RNA from Pecten maximus, 414 nucleotides. RefSeq lists its product as uncharacterized. The transcript is spliced from 2 exons. Bases 1 to 414 code for a protein of 137 amino acids. Lineage: Eukaryota; Metazoa; Mollusca; Bivalvia; Pectinida; Pectinidae. The record is from RefSeq and is a predicted model, not a curated record.
AUGGAUUCAGAUCUAGGAGAUGUGACUAACGCCGUGAGAUACGGAAACUUAGAUGUGACUAACGCCGUGAGAGACGGAAACUUAGAUGCGACUAACGCCGUGAGAUACGGAAACUUAGAUGUGACUAACGCCGUGAGAUACGGAAACUUAGAUGUGACUAACGCCGUGAGAUACGGAAACUUAGAUGUGACUAACGCCGUGAGAUACGGAAACUUAGAUGUGACUAACGCCGUGAGAGACGGAAACUUAGAUGUGACUAACGCCGUGAGAUACGGAAACUUAGAUGUGACUAACGCCGUGAGAUACGGAAACUUAGAUGUGACUAACGCCGUGAGAGACGGAAACUUAGAUGUGACUAACACCGUGAGAGAUAAAAACAUUGAUAUCACUAGCGUCCAGAUACGGAUACAUUGA